AUGAAGCUAAUGUUAUGGGAGACACAAUUGACAGUAGGAAACACUGAGCAUUUUUCUUGUUUAAAAAAUGUAAUUUCCACCACAUCGAAUGUUGAUAUGAGUCGUUAUAAAGUGAAAAUAACCGGAUUACUUCAACAGUUUGAGACACGUUUUGAAAUUUUUCGUGAACUUGAAAAAGAAUUUACUGUUUUUCGAUCACCAUUCACUGCAAAUAUUACACAUCUUGCAGCUAACUUACAAUUGAAAAUUAUUGAUUUGAAAUGUGACUCAGAUUUGAAGAAUAAAUUUACCAUGGUGGGCUUAGACACCUUUUAUAAAUAUCUCUUGCCGAAGUAUCCCAACUUAACAGCCUUAGCUGCGAAAAUCUUGUCAAUGUUUGGAAGUACAUAUCUAUGUGAACAACUUUUUUCUUUAAUGAACAUAAACAAAACAAAAUUUCGAUCAAGGCUCACCCACACUUAUCUAAGUGAGAUUCUAAGAUUGACGGUCUCUGAAAUUCACAAAUGA
Molecule: messenger RNA, 507 nt
Organism: Octopus sinensis (East Asian common octopus)
Lineage: Eukaryota; Metazoa; Mollusca; Cephalopoda; Octopoda; Octopodidae
Product: general transcription factor II-I repeat domain-containing protein 2A-like
Exons: 2
Coding region: 1-507 (168 amino acids)
Molecular function (GO): protein dimerization activity
Source: RefSeq, a predicted model, not a curated record